This is a messenger RNA of Orbilia oligospora ATCC 24927, 903 nucleotides long. RefSeq lists its product as uncharacterized. The coding region runs from base 1 to 903 and encodes 300 amino acids. The record is from RefSeq and is a predicted model, not a curated record. The transcript has a single exon. Lineage: Eukaryota; Fungi; Ascomycota; Orbiliomycetes; Orbiliales; Orbiliaceae.
AUGGAUCAAUUGCAAGUCGACAGGUCAAUGACCCUCCCACCUUACACUCCAUCCCACCCCACCAAAUUUGAACUCUCAUACCCUCCUCCAACCCUUCAAAACCCCAUAACCCCAAUCUACCGCUCCCAAUCCUUCCUCCCACCUCUCUCCGACGGCUCACCACCCGAAUACCGUCAUUCCCUCCAGACCAUCGAUUCAACCUUAAAACCCGCGUAUAUCCUCCACUUCGACGCAUCCACCAAAAACACCAUUUUAAAAACCCCAGAAGGCCAAAAAGUAACCUCGAUAUCCUUCUUAAAACCUCGACGACAAACUGUUACGACGUUUUUGACUUCUGAUGUGGAUGCUCAAACUCUUGCUGGAUCGUCAUUUACAUUAAGAGAUGACGAAGACGACGAUAAUAAUGAAGAUGUACAAGAAGAAGAAGAAGAAGAAUAUGCAGAAGAAGUAAACUCAAUCCUUCUCGACCCCACCGUUCCAGCAAAACAAACAAUUACACUAUCAUCCCAUAAAUACUUCCACACAAAGGGCACAAAAUUUACAACAAAAUCCGGUACCUCAUACCGUUGGCAAAAGUCAAUAAACCCAUCGUCGACACCAUCGAUAUCAAGUAUAAAGGGAAUACCAAAACCAACAGCACUACCGCACUCGACUUUCGUACUAACUCGUACUCCACCAAAGAGUCAAAGGACACCGGGAAGUACAGAAAUAGUAGGAAGGAUCAAGAUAACCGAAGGGAGUUCUUUAAAGGCGAUACUGGAGUUGAAGGGCGGACAGGAAGAAUUACCAGAAGCGAUGUUUUUGGGUAGUGCGAUAGCUGUGUUAAAAAAGCUUGACUUGAAGGCUGCAAGGCAGAAAGCGCAAAGGUCUUUACCUCAGAAUCUAGUGCAGAUUACGUUCUAA